AUGGCGCAUCUUGAAGCAUCCAAUCUUUUCUCUGUAAAGGAGCGUGUGGUGGUCAUUACGGGCGGAGGUAGCGGUCUUGGCCGGAUCAUGGCUCGCGCUCUCGCAAUCAACGGCGCUUCCAAAGUAUUCGUCCUGGGUCGUCGUGAAGAUGCGCUCCGCGAGACCGCUGCUCAAGCACCGGAAGGAAUCGUCAUCCCCGUCAAAUGCGACAUCACCUCGAAGGAAUCAUUAGAAUCCGCGUACCAGGCCGUCGCGGAACAAACCACUCACGUCGAUAUCCUGUUCGCCAACGGUGGGAUCUUAGGUCCCCUCAUGCGCUCGCCCGAGGCUCAUGCGGAUGGAACUCCACCCUCUCUGACAGAGCUUCGCGAUGCGCUUUUCAAUGUCCCCAUGGAGGAAUUUACAAAGGUCCUCAAUGUGAACGUCACGGGCACCUAUUACACGGUGCUGGCCUUCUUGCCCCUACUCGAGGCGGCCAACAAGAAGCGUCCAGCUCCUCAGGAGGGCGUUCUGACGCCUCCUUCGGCGCAGGUGGUCAUUACCAGCUCGAUUGCAGGAUUUGUGCGCAAAGUGCCCUUCAGCUAUGCCUACAAUGCGUCCAAGGCAAGCACGAACCAGCUGGUGAAGCUGCUGUCGACCAAUCUGGCCGACUACAAGAUUCGUGUCAACGGUCUGGUUCCGGGUCUCUAUGAUUCUGAGAUGGCGAACAAUAUCUUCGUCGCACACGGUCACACCACUGGCGGUGUCUCGGAGGGUUCAUUCCCCAAGGAGAUGAUCCCACUGACUCGCGGUGGCAGCGAGGAGGACUUUGCCGGGUUAAUCGUCUGGCUGGCAAGCAACUCUGCCGGCUAUGUGAAUGGCAACCUGCUCGUCACUGAUGGUGGACGCAUGAGCGUAGUGCCCAACUCGUACUAA
Penicillium diatomitis is the source of this 915-nucleotide messenger RNA. RefSeq names its product SDR family NAD(P)-dependent oxidoreductase. The transcript has 2 exons. Lineage: Eukaryota; Fungi; Ascomycota; Eurotiomycetes; Eurotiales; Aspergillaceae. Gene Ontology annotation, molecular function: oxidoreductase activity. Bases 1 to 915 code for a protein of 304 amino acids. The record is from RefSeq and is a predicted model, not a curated record.